This is a messenger RNA of Malassezia globosa CBS 7966, 1155 nucleotides long. RefSeq lists its product as uncharacterized. Lineage: Eukaryota; Fungi; Basidiomycota; Malasseziomycetes; Malasseziales; Malasseziaceae. The record is from RefSeq and is a predicted model, not a curated record. Gene Ontology annotation, cellular component: mitochondrion. Bases 1 to 1155 code for a protein of 384 amino acids. Gene Ontology annotation, biological process: pyrimidine nucleotide import into mitochondrion. The transcript has a single exon. Gene Ontology annotation, molecular function: pyrimidine nucleotide transmembrane transporter activity.
AUGUCAACGACAUUCCCUAGCCGAUCGGCUAGAGAUUAUCCAAAGCGUCGGAACGAACGCAGAGUUCCACCAUGGCUUCAUUUUGCAGCAGGUGGUGCAGGUGGCAUGUGUGGAGCCAUCAUUACAUCACCGUUGGAUGUUGUCAAGACGAGAUUACAGUCUAAUUUGUACAGUGGUCGGUUCGCUGUGGAAGAAAGCCAUCGUAGUGUUCUAGGUCUCUGUACUCGUGGUGCUCUUCAGUUUGUUGAUACGGGGCGACUCAUAGUCGAAAUUUCUGUGCGUGAAGGUACUCAGGCUUUGUUUAAAGGUCUUGGUCCUACACUCGUGGGUGUAAUUCCAGCUCGAGCGAUCAACUUUUACACGUACGGCAAUGGAAAGCGGAUCCUUUCAGACUUUUUCGAAUGUGAUUCUUCUUUGAUUCAUUUGACAGCCGCGGCAAUAGCAGGGAUUAUUACAGCCACAGCGACGAAUCCAAUCUGGGUUGUCAAGACACGCCUUCAACUGGAAUCUCAGCAAAGAGAAGCGCAAUCCAGACAAAUAAGGGCGGCUGCUGUGGGUAAGUUUAUGGCUUCAAGCAAAGCACGAAUUUCUGAGUCUGCAACGGUACCAUCAAACGCGUCCUCCGCUAAAGGCCUCUCACGACGCACGAUGUACACAACAACUCCAGUACGAGCACGAUUUUUUCAACCAAUACCGCCGCCACAACAUCCAAGUACUAACGCUUUCAGUAUGACGGCACAGAUUUUGCGAGUCGAGGGGAUUCGUGGUUUGUAUAAAGGUCUGAGUGCAAGUUAUUUGGGCGUGUCAGAAAGUACGAUUCAGUGGGUUCUGUACGAACAGUUCAAACGUACCCAAGAUCCUUGUGAGAAACCGUCUUGGUUCCAAACAAUCAGCUCUGCAGGAUCAGCAAAACUCAUUGCCACUAUUAUUACGUAUCCACACGAAGUGAUCCGCACCCGCUUGCGCCAGCAGCCUGAGGAAGGUGGGCGCAAGUACCAGAGUCUAAUCCAGACCUUCCGCCUUGUUCUGAAGGAGGAAGGUGCAUUGGCAUUUUAUGGUGGUCUCAGUGCCCACUUGAUGCGUGUGAUCCCCAACGCGAUUGUUACGUUUUCAAUCUAUGAAUUUGUAUUGAUGUUAGGCUCCGGAUGGAAAUGA